AUGCAUAUUCUCGUAGUAAAUGACGAUGGACCUCCGUCGAAUAAAUCCUCUCCCUAUGUCCACUCCCUCGUUCAAACUCUCCAAGCUGCCGGUCACACUGUUUCCGUCGUUCUUCCCCAUACACAACGCUCAUGGAUUGGUAAAGCGCACAUGGUUGGUCAAACCGUCAAGCCCACCUAUUUCCGACCUGGAACCCUUCAUGAGGAUGACGGUACAACACAUGCUCGCCCCUCCAGCGACAAUACAGAAGAAUGGGUAUUAGUAGAUGGCACACCAGCAUCGUGCGUACAAAUUGGUCUAUACCAUUAUUUUCAAGAUAGGGGACCAGUGGAUUUAGUGGUUAGUGGACCGAAUUAUGGGAGAAAUAGCACGGCUGUUUUUAGUCUGAGUAGUGGAACAAUUGGGGGCGCGAUGGAGGCGGCAGUUUGUAAGAGGAAGGCUAUCGCGUUGAGUUAUGCCUUUUUUACGAGGAAUCAUGAUCCAGAAAUUAUUGGGGGUGCGAGUAGGAUUGGUGUGAAGAUCAUUGAGUAUUUGUAUAAUAAUUGGGGUGAGGGAGUGGAUUUAUAUACGGUUAAUGUUCCCUUGGUAGAAGGAGUAGAGGAGAGGAAAGUUUUGUGGACCAAUAUGUUGCAGAAUUAUUGGGGUCAAGGAAGUUGUUUCGAGGAGGUCGAUGGAAAGGAUGAGGAUGCUGACGAAGAAGAAGAGAAAAUUAGAGAAAAGGAAGGUCAACAAGGCGAGCGAGAGGAGAAAAAGGUUGCUGGACACACACAUAAGCAUUUCAAGUGGGCGCCAAGGUUUACAGAUGUCUACAAGAGUGUAGAAGAAGCUGGACCUGGUAAUGAUGGUUGGGCUGUUAAGGAGGGUUAUACAAGCGUCACACCACUAAAAGCAAAUUUCAUGCAUGCUAGUGCGCCGACACAGGGAGAGUUGAAGUUAGCACCUCUGACCAGUCCUUUCGCCAGACCAUCUUCAGAUCCAAUUUCAUCAAUAUCAAAUCUUUCUCUUAAAGAACAAACAAAGUCAAACCAGCCCCAUUUCUACGCCUACAUCGACUACGAGGAUCCUUACGUCCAACCACUAAUCCUUUCGGCUCUGAAACAGUUCCCUCAAUCUUCAUAUACACUUAUCUCAUCUCCAUCCGAUCUACCAACCCCAGAAUCACCAUAUCUUCAUAUCUCAUCCUAUGAAACGAUUCCCUUUGAUGAAAUUACAUCAAAACCCACAACCUCCUUGACAAACGCCUAUGUCAUCCGGAAAGCCCUCAUUCGUAAGCAUUAUUUGAGUGAAACAUCUCAUAUAUGGUGUGUUAAGAACCCAGAAUCUAUUCUCAAAACGAACAUUAAACGUGCAGAACAUUUCGAGGUUGAUUAUGCCGAGUUCUUGGAUGAUGCUAUUGUGGAGUGUUGGGAUUUGAAGGAGAGUUUUGCAAGAAAUGAAAAGGUUGAUGAGGAUGGUGGUAAAACCGAAGACAGAGACUGGUGGAUUUUGAAACCAGGGAUGAGUGAUAGAGGACAGGGUAUUAGGUUGUUUUCAUCUUAUGAGGAGCUCGUUGCUAUUUUCGAAGGUUGGGAAGAAGAUGCACCAGAUUCGGAUGAAGAGGAUGAAGAAACCCAGAAAGAAGAAGAUGAAGAAGAGAAAGACUACAUUCAAACAUCCCAUCUCCGCCAUUUCCUCGCGCAACCAUAUAUCCAUCCACCACUUCUCCUCUCUCCAGAAUCCGAUACUAUUGCACCUACAAACACCAAAUUUCACAUCAGAACCUACGUUCUAGCUUCCGGCGCCUUGGAUAUCUACGUCUACAAACCCAUGCUCGCACUCUUCGCUAGUUCCGCUUACAUUCCUCCUUGGGAUUCCUCAACUUCCUCAUCUGGAGCCAUAGAUCUCAACCCCCAUCUAACAAAUACCUGCAUCCAAACCUCAGAAUCGAAGAAAAACGCCGUGCAUCUACUUUCUUCCCUCCCUUUCCCCACUUCUCUCCACCAGAAAAUCCAAGAUCAAAUUUUCAAAUUGACGAGCGAGAUUUUUGUGGCGGCGGCUAAGGAAAUGAGUAUUCAUUUUCAACCAUUACCAAAUGCGUUUGAGACGUUUGGAUUGGAUUUUUUGGUUGAUAUGCAGGGAAAUACUUGGUUGUUGGAGGUUAAUGCGUUUCCGGAUUUUGCGCAGAGUGGGGUUGAGUGUAAGGGUGUGGUGGAGGGGUUUUGGAGGGAGCUUGUUGGGUUGAUGGUUAUGGGGUUUUUUGGGGUGGAGGGGAAUGAAGGAUGUGUGGAGGAGGGGAAUUUGGUGAGGGUUGGGGGUGUGGAUUUGGGGAGGAGAUGA
Sclerotinia sclerotiorum 1980 UF-70 is the source of this 2316-nucleotide messenger RNA. RefSeq lists its product as hypothetical. The transcript has 4 exons. NCBI's taxonomy places the organism in Eukaryota, Fungi, Ascomycota, Leotiomycetes, Helotiales, Sclerotiniaceae. The coding region runs from base 1 to 2316 and encodes 771 amino acids. Gene Ontology annotation, cellular component: P-body. Gene Ontology annotation, biological process: protein modification process. Gene Ontology annotation, molecular function: hydrolase activity. The record is from RefSeq and is a predicted model, not a curated record.